Aspergillus affinis is the source of this 1653-nucleotide messenger RNA. Its product is annotated as sugar porter family MFS transporter. The coding region runs from base 1 to 1653 and encodes 550 amino acids. The transcript is spliced from 5 exons. The record is from RefSeq and is a predicted model, not a curated record. NCBI's taxonomy places the organism in Eukaryota, Fungi, Ascomycota, Eurotiomycetes, Eurotiales, Aspergillaceae. Gene Ontology annotation, cellular component: membrane. Gene Ontology annotation, biological process: carbohydrate transport; transmembrane transport. Gene Ontology annotation, molecular function: carbohydrate:proton symporter activity.
AUGCUUAUUGGCAACAUCUACGUGAUCGCCGGCGUCGCCGUGGUCGGCGGCGCCCUCUUCGGCUUCGAUAUCUCGUCCAUGUCAGCUCAGUUGAACGAGAACUCAUACAAAUGCUACUUCAAUCAGGGCCCCGAGGGGCCUCCCUUCAACGAGAAUGAAAACUGCUCUGGUCCCGAGUCUCUCGUCCAGGGAGGUAUCACAGCCGCCAUGGCCGCGGGCUCUUGGCUCGGCGCUCUCAUCUCCGGUUUCUUGUCUGACCGCAUUGGUCGCAAAUCCUCCAUCAUGGUCGGUUGUAUCAUCUGGGUCAUCGGCUCGGCCAUCAUGUGCGCGUCGCAGAACAUCGGCCAGUUGGUCGCAUCCCGUGUGAUCAAUGGUCUUGCGGUCGGUAUUGAGUCUGCUCAGGUGCCUGUGUACAUUAGUGAAAUGGCACCGCCUUCCAAGCGAGGCCGACUCGUGGGUAUCCAGCAGUGGGCGAUCACGUGGGGUAUCCUUAUCAUGUUCUACAUCUCCUACGGCUGCUCCUACAUCGGCGAGCGCACCUCCUGGGGAUACAAUCCUGCUGCUUGGCGGGUUCCGUGGGCGCUCCAGAUGGUCCCGGCCAUCUUCCUGUUCUGCGGUAUGAUGGUCCUGCCGGAAUCGCCUCGAUGGCUGGCGCGCAAAGACCGCUGGGAAGAAUGUCAUCGCGUGUUGGCUCUGGUGCAUGCCAAGGGCGAUAUGAACCAUCCGUUCAUCGCGCUCGAGUUGGAGGAUAUUCGAGGAAUGUGCGAGCUGGAGAGUCGCUUUAAGAACGUCACGUACUUUGAUCUCUUCAAGCCGGAUAUGAUUAACCGCACCACGAUCGGCCUGUUCACGCAGAUCUGGUCUCAGCUGACUGGAAUGAAUGUUAUGAUGUACUACAUCACCUACGUGUUUGCAAUGGCCGGUUACUCUGGCGAUGCCAAUCUUCUUGCCUCCUCGAUCCAAUACAUAAUUAACGUGUUUAUGACACUGCCGGCCCUGAUCUGGAUCGACAAAUGGGGUCGACGUCCGACGUUGCUCGUCGGCGCCGUCUUCAUGGCGACGUUCAUGUACGCCAACGGGGCUAUCAUGGCCGUCCACGGCGAGGUGGUGGAAGGCGGCAUCGACGGCGUUGCCCAGCAAUCCAUGCGUCUGUCCGGCGGUGCCGCGAAGGGUCUCAUCGCAUGCACCUACCUGUUCGUCGCCUCGUAUGCCCCAAGCUGGGGCCCUGCGUCGUGGGUGUAUCCUCCCGAGCUGUUCCCUCUGCGUCUGCGAAGCAAGGGCGUAGCACUGGCAACGUCGGGCAACUGGGCGUUCAACACGGCGCUGGGGUUGUUCACGCCGCCAGCCUUUGCCAACAUCCGGUGGCAGACAUACAUCAUCUUCGGGGUGUUCAAUACCGCCAUGUUCAUUCACGUGUUCUUCAUGUUCCCGGAGACGGCAGGCAAGACGCUGGAAGAGACGGAGGCGAUGUUCGAGGAUCCCCACGGCAUCCGGUAUAUCGGGACGCCGGCAUGGAAGACUCGCAUCACUACACAGCGCGUCCAGCAGCUAGAGAGGGGCGAUAUGGACGCGAAGGGACAGCCGCAUGGGGAGAAUUCGCCGCCUGCGACGACCGAGCCAGAGGUGACACAGAACGACAAGUCUCUGGCAUAG